Messenger RNA from Xyrichtys novacula (pearly razorfish), 10226 nucleotides. The record is from the annotation of a GenBank genome assembly. Lineage: Eukaryota; Metazoa; Chordata; Actinopteri; Labriformes; Labridae.
GGGAGUUAAUCAGAGCAGCAGCAGCAGCAGCAGCGGAGGGAGGAGGAGGCGGAGGAGGACUCAUCUGUUAGCUAAAGGCUAACGAGCUAAACUAGCUGCUAACCGGCUAAUCCGAGUCUGAAAAAUGUUCACUCUCCGGGAUAAUGAUGGUCGCGGAGCCGAGGGGUCGUACCAUGACAUUACAGCUCCGUGUUGUUGUUGAUGUGUGUCCGAGCUUUGAGUGAUGCUCUCACGAAAGAAAAGUAAAAACGAAGCGUCGAAACCAGCCGAGGUCCACGGGAAGUAUGUGAAGAAGGAGACAUCUCCGCUGCUCAGAAGUAAGAGAGACACCAUGUUAGCAUCGGCUAGCCUGAGAGUAGGAGUUCACUAAAGUGUUAAAAAGUUAAAACUACUGAGAACAAACAGGCUAAAGUGAAUCUGUGGGAAUAAUAAUGAAGUUAAGAAGCAUCUGAAUUAAUGUUUAAAGGCUUUUUGUGUUAACGUAACGACACUAGUUAGCAUCGUUAGCUCAAGUUAUCAGGUAGCUUUAAAAACUCAUAAUAUCAUUAAAGACUAACUUUAAUAUGAAUAAUCUGUGUUUUUUAGUGGUUUUAGCUGCUUUAAACGGUGAAGUUUGAUCCAGAAAGUCAAAAUAUUUUCCGUUAAACUUUAUAAAUCCAUUUAUUGAAGUUGUAUGAAUGUUAUUGAUCAUGUAAUUUACACUCUCGAAGUCACAUAAUCGAUAAAUAUCACUUUUCUUUACACCUUAUGUGAUAAUUUUGAUUGAAUACUUGACCAAACAUGUUAUAAUCCUUAAAAAAAUGAAAUAUAAUAGGAUAUAAAGGCUGUUUUAUCUCAGAGAGUUUUAAAGAGAGUAAAAAAAACUGUUAAAAGAAGUUAUUAGGUUUGAAUGAACGUAAAAAUCAGAUUGAUUGGGUUGGUGAUGUCAUGUUUUGGUGCUCAGGUGUGUUUACUUGUUGAAAUUCCUCACUAAUGUCUGACAGUUUUGCCCAGAUCUGACUCGUACCCUCUUAUUUUACACCUUACAGCUCUUUCGCCCUCAUUUAUGUGUUUUUUUUUUGUGUUUUUAGCAGCUUUAAAUGAUGAAGUUUAAACCAGGAAGUCAAACUUUUGUCCUUUAAACUGUAUUAGUCCAUUGAUUGAAGUUGUAUGAGUGUUAUUGAUCAUGUAAAAUAUAAUUGAUAAAUAUCACAUUCCUUUACACCUUAUGUGAUAAUUUUGAUUAACGAGUUGAUCAAUCAGUUUAUAAUCUUUAAAAAAUGGAAAUAUUAUGGGAUAUAGAGGCUGUUUUAUCUCAGAGAGUUUUAAAGAGAGUAAAGAAACUGUAAAAAGAAGUUAUUAGGUGUAAAUCACCAUUAAAAAUCAGAUUGAUUGGGUUGUUGAUGUCAUGUUUUGGUGCUCAGGUGUGUUUAUUUGUUGAAUUUCCUGACAGUGUUGCCCUGAUCUGACUCAUACCCUCCUCUUCUACACCUGACAGAUCUUAUGCCCUCGUUUAUCCGUCAUGGACCGACUAUUCCCAGACGAGCAGAGGUCCCCCUGCCAGAUAUGGGGCCCUCCGCCUACCCCGUGCAGCCCAGCAGGGAGCCCGUGGUGUCGCGCAACAAGAGCUUUCUCCGCCCCCACGUGCAGAGACCCCCUCAUGAGGUGGCCCGCAGAGAAAGCCACCGCAUGUCCGCACCGCCGUAUCUGCCGCGCAGUUUGGGAGACCUGCCCCACGAGUACGGGGGCUCCUCACAGUCCUUCCUCACAGACGUGAGCCCCAUGUCGGAGAACGGAGACGCCGCCCGCUAUUAUUACCCCUCUGAACCGUACUAUGACAACCAGCAGCACCAACAGCAGCAGCAGCAACAACACCAGCAGCAGCAGCGGCAGCAGCAGCAGCAGCCCAGGAGGGUCCCAGACCGCUUUCCUGAGGACUAUAGAUACUAUGAGCACAAUGAGCACAACUUCCAAAGACUUCCACAGAGACAGCACACUCCUCCCGCUCCGAGCAGACCGCCUUCAGGUAAACACCGAGUUUGCUGCUCUCACCUGCGUGUGUGUCGUACUGAUUAUUUAGCAGAGUAAACAAGAGAAGGUGACGUACGUGAGAAUGAGACGUGUCAGAAUACUUCAUCAGAUCCACACUGUAAGCAGGCGAAUCCAGGACAUCAGGGAAGAUUUAUAAAAACCUUUUAACUAAACUCUGAGAUAAGAUUAAAAAAUGUGCAGCAGCCCUUUAUUAGAGUCACUUUAGAGUCGGAGUAAGUGUGUUUAUUGGCUCCGAAAUAACAGCUGAGAAGGUUAAUUUCAUCUCAGCUCUCCUGACAGAUUCAAUAUUCUGAUCCUUCAGCUCCACACUCUCGACAGAAUUACGAUCUUAGCGCCGUCUAAUUUCUGUAAACGUUGAGAGUGUUUCAGUAUUCCUCUUUAUUUUGUGUCUGACUCCUCUUCCUCAUCAUCAUCUUCAUCAUCAUGAACCGUGUACGUGUCUCAGUGAAGCCAAACAAGCAUUAGCUGCUCCGUGUUUUCACCUCUCUGUUUGCUGAAUCUCUCUGCCAUCAAACCAGUAAUUUGCCGACCGCUCCCAGUCAGACGUGUUAGCCUCGCUCGGAUGAAUCAUCUCGGUGCGUAGGUGCUGCUCUCUGAGAAAAUGACCCGCACAUGUGAGGCUAAUGCGGGGCCCUUAGAGGACUCGUCUCUUCCUGACAUUGGAGGAUGAGGGAAAAGUUUUAGUUUUGUUUCAGAGGAAAACUUCAAGGUCUCCUUCCUUACACUCAUUUUCAGAAAAUCAGUCUAGAGUUCGAGUGAAACUUUACAACCAAACAGAAAUUGUGUUUUAUGAGCACUUGUGGACGGAUGAAGGUAACGUCAUCCAGGAGAAAAUGCUUGAUCAGUAAAAACCACAUCAGUCUGAGUAAACAAUGAGUAAAUUUUCGUUCUGAAACUCUGCGGGAAAACAUCGAUGCAGAACUUUAAUUUCUGUCCAAUUCAACAACCUAAAAAAACACCUUUUCUCUGCCAAUCAUGAGAUAUUCUAUAGCUAAGAAUAUUUUUUAUAAAAACAGAUCAAACCUGAAGUUAAAUAUUCAGACAGCUUCAUAAACUUCACGUGAACAGGCCUCUCUCUCCCUCUUGUCUCACCCUCUGUCUCUGAGUUAAAUGAUCGUAUUGAUAUUCGGAUUGCUGAAUUUCAGUUUCGUUUCCGACCAAACUGCUGAGCAGAAAAAAAGCUUUCCCAAAACUCUGCAUCUGUUUUCUGAAUGAAGCCCAGAUGCUCUGAGUUUCCUGGGAGUUUUCCUCGUUUCAUAUCUGACGGACAUCUCAGCGUUUGUGACUUUAGAGAUCAAAUUAACGAACCGUGAGUUUAGUCUGUCGUCUGAAUCUGUGAGUCUGAGGCUGUCAAAGAUCCUCUGUGGUGUUUAAGGGUGUAGCUUUUCCUCAGUCUUGUCCCCCCCUGCUGGGUUUAACACCCAGAACAUGCUGGAGGUCAGGACAGCUGCUGUCAGCUCUCUGACUCUAACGCUGAAUUUUUAUUCAAAAAGGUCCAAAAAUAACAAAAAUACACCCCAGUUUUUCUAGACCUGAACUGUGUACAGCUCCUAAUUCCCUCAGACUCUUUGGUGAAACAAUCAUGUUGUUUUUCUGACCGAGUUCGUGUGGAUGUUUUUAUUUUGGUGUUCAGAGUUUAUCGUCCAGUUUUGCUUCAGUUUGUCCAAACGAGCUGAAGGUCUGACUGUGGCUCUGUGUUUCUGAAGAAAAGGCCAGAGGAGAUGAUGAUGAUGAUGAUGAUGAUGAUGAUGAUGAUGAUGAUGAUGAUGAGGUGGUGGAGGAGGAAAAGGAGGAGGAGGAGGAGGAGUGCAUUUCUGUGGAGCGCUCACACAUUCCAUCCCUUUACUCAGCAGCUGGCGGAGCGCUCGGACCGGCGCUGUUUCUGUCACUUCCCUGCUGAAUGUUUCAGAUCGUAGCGGCCAUUUUACUCCGAUCUCUCUUCAUCCACGUCCCUCUGAUCCGGUCCUCCUCUCUGGGUCAUGAUAGUCCUCAGCUGUCCAGUAAGAACCUCAGGGACCGACUCUGCCGUGUCCCUGAAGUUCAGUCUCUGUUUAGUUUUUUCUCCUCGGGUGUUUUUGUUUCCAAACUUCACCACACUCCCUUUUCCUUCGAUUCUUCGCUCAGAGAUAAGACACUCCGUCACUCUGCUAACUAAAGCCUCUGUCUCACAUUUCUGACUCAUUACCAAAGUUCCUGAUUUUCACGUCUUACAGAGAAAGACGGUUUGCAGCUUCACCCCUUCCUGCUCCCUAAGAGCGAAUUUUUAUGAGCUGAGUUCACAUCAGAUCUCCUCGACUUCUUCUGGAAAUUUAAAUCUCGAGGGCCUGCAGGAAAAAAAUGAGGGCUCUCUGUGACGAUGGGAAAACGCAGUGUGCAGCUCACUUUUACAACUUUAGUUUUUCCUUCUUGUGCGUUUAUGAAGAGGGUUCAAAAGAGAGAAAUCAGAGCAGAAGUUUGUGACCUUUGCACACCCACAGUGGGUAGAGACACAUGCACUUUAUUCACGUAGUUUUUACCAGCUCUGAGUUAAAUCCAGGUGAGCACAUCUGUAUGUGAGGUAGUGUCAUGAGUCAUGACGCAGUUAUGCUGUGAUUUAAGGGGGAACUGGGAUAUUUAGUGCAUAAAUGAAUCAUUAUGACUCAACAGUUGGACCGUAAACUCUAAAACUCAAAGGUUAAAGUUUAAGAUUUAUUUUUAAUUCCUUUAGAAGAAUAAAAACUGAAAUAAAACUGUUCUGAGCAGAGUUUAAAGAUCUGUCUCUCAGUAAAGAUUUCGUUCCUGCGUGUGUCCUGCUCCGUCUUCAGAAUAAACGUUUUAAAGCCGGACAUUCCUCUCCUCCAAACCUCGUUUUCCCACACACACACGCCGCUCUUCAGGAUUUUCCCAAAAUAUUUCCUCUCUCCCAGCGGCGUUGUUUGCAGCCAGCUGCUCCGCAGCGUCUCCGCAGUCUCUCCGCCUCUGAAGAGAAAUGUUUGUUUUGCUCAGGCAUAGGUCGAAUCCAGGCCAAGUCCCUCGGGAACCUCUCCAGUCUGACGGGAGAGGACAUCCCACUUCCUGCCGGCUGGACCGUGGACUGGACCAUCCGAGGCAGGAAGUACUACAUCGACCACAACACCAACACUACGCACUGGAGCCACCCUCUGGAGAGGGAGGGGCUCCCUCCAGGCUGGGAGAAGGUGGAGUCGGCCGAGUUUGGAGUCUACUAUGUGGAUCACAUCAACAAGAGGGCCCAGUACCGCCACCCCUGUGCUCCAAGGUGAGGAGACUGUUGUUUUAUUUUUUUACCUCUAUCUCUGGAAACUUGACUGACAUUAGACUCUGUGGGUUUUAUCAGAGAUGUUUGGUUUUACUGAUUAAUUAAAUUCAGGUGUAAACUCUGUGAGGUGUCUCUCUGUUCGUUCCAGCGUGCCUCGAUACGAUCAGCCUCCUCCGUUACCUCCUCCUGUCACCUAUCAGCCACGUCCUGCAGAGAGGAACCAGCCCGUUCUGGUGCCGGCAAACCCGUACCACACCGCCGAGAUCCCGGACUGGCUGCAGGUCUACGCCCGGGCGCCACUCAAGUAAGAGUCAAGACUGCUGUCAAGAGGAAUUCAGAGUUAGAUUAUUCAGAGUUAGUAUAUUCAGAGUUUGUUUAUUCAGGGUUAGUUUAUCCUGAGUUUCUUUGUUCAGAGUUAGUUUAUUCAGAGUUAGAUAAUCCAGAGUUAGAUAAUCCAGAGUUAGAUUAUUCAGAGUUAGUUUAUUCAGAGUUAGAUUAUUAAGAGUUAAAUUAUUCAGAGUUAGUUUAUCCAGAGUUAGUUUAUCCAGAGUUAGUUUAUUCAGAGUUAGUUUAUCCAGAGUUAGUUAAUCCAGAGUUAGAUUAUUCAGAGUUAAUUUAGGAGACAGAAAAUGAGAUGUGGACCUGAUUCUUGCUGCUCAGUUAUUUACCGUUGAUCUGAUUUCCUGUGAUCGUUUUUUUCACAGUUAUCUUCAAAAGUGACUCAAACUCUGAAUAGAUCAUCAGAAAACUUGUCAUAGAUCUAUGAAUAACAGAUGUCUUUUUAAAGCAUUUACAGUAUAAGGUCAGAUAUCUGCAGAAACUCUGAGAUCAUCAUGACACAUUUCUGUCCAAAGUUCAAAAUCCUGAACUUUAUUAAACCCAGACUCCUGAUCUCUACAGCCUCUGAGUUUGUGGCGUUGACUCAGAUUCUCCUCCCCUUCUUAAAGACCCCUGACUCUCUCCUCUGUCCGUCAGGUACGACCACAUCCUGAAGUGGGAGCUGUUCCAGCUGGCGGACUUGGACACGUACCAGGGCAUGCUGAAGCUGCUCUUCAUGAAGGAGCUGGAGCACAUCGUCAAGUCGUACGAGGCGUACCGGCAGGCGCUGCUGUCGGAGGUGGAGGCCCGUAAGCAGCGGCAGCAGUGGUACGCCCAACAGCAGCCCAACAAGAACUUCAUGGGGAACUUGUGAAGUGAGCUCUGAGGUCUCCCUGAGGUCUCUCUGAGGUCUCCACAGUUUGGGAGUGGUCGGGUUUCCCACUCUUCAUUUCCUCUUUACCAAAACACAUCUGUGCCUUCGCUUGAUCCAAAUAUAUCAGCCAGAAAGACUCAAUGAACGAACGAACGAACGAGUGACUGAAAGAAAAAAAAAAACACUAAUGAAGAAAAGGAAGUGACAUCGGUGCCAUUUUACAGACUCCUCUUUUUAAGACUGAGGAGAGCGGCGGAAACGUCUGCUCUGGAGGAAGAUCCUGAAAUCUUUUGUGCCUUUUUACUCCGAUAAAAAAAAAAAUGUCCGCUCUGGUUUUGUACUCGCCAGCGACCCGCCUCAUCUGAUCACCUGAUGGGAGAAAGCGACAGGCAGCUUCUUCUCAUGUUCCUGUUUGAAAUCAUUUCUCCUCUAUAUCCGCUCCGUUCCUCCUAAACCGAAGUCACACUCGACAUAAAUGAAAAAGUGUGUUUCUCUUUUUUUUAUACGACAAUCCGUGGAAAAAUUCACCGAUAUUUAUAUGAACCACGUCUUUGAGGAAAGAAGCAUCACGUUUUCGAUGCUGCGGUUUGAGCGUCUCUCGGCUCUUGGCAUUACUGUAAGUCAGGAAUAUUCUCGUGUGUGUGUGUGUGCGUCUGUGCAUGUGUGUGUGUGUGUGUGUGUGUGAGAUGAAACAUAAAUAAGCUACUGGAACUUUGAAAACACUAAAAAAAGAAACACAACUUUACCAAAAAGUGCAAUUCAGCUUCUUUUCGUUCUUCCUCUCUGAAUAUUUCUCACCUCGGUAAUGCCUUAUCGUUACAGACUGACACGUGUCUUUUUGGGAGGGAGCGCAGGUCCUCACGAACAUUUUCUAUUGAUCGCCGAUCGAUCGGCUUCACAAACGUGACUGCGUUUAACAGCCGUCCGAUCAGGUGACAGCAGAUGAUGUUGGUGAAGAACCUCCACAGAGUCCUUCGUGAUGCAAAAAGGUCUCGAUCACAUCUUCUCUGUUUGUACAUAUCUGAGUUUGUGGAUUGAAAAUACAGGACAUGAGCAAUAAAGUCUGCAGUGAAGAAAACCUCUGACUCCGCAGUCGUUUGUCGUUUUACAGAAGUCAAAUUAACUUUAAAAAUAUUCUUUAAAAAAAAAAAAAAAAAAGUCUUGGUACAACCUCAGUGCUAAAAACGUUGAUAAAAACAGAUUUUAGUUGUCUGCAAAUCUCUUAAACUCUAAAUUAAUCCCAAAACCAGAUUCUGUAGGAGAAGUAGAAGAGACCUGACAAAGGAGGAUUGAGACAAUUUUCCGAACUUUCUGGUUGGUUUCUACUGUCCGAUAUUGUAGCACGCUAACUUUGUUUGGGCUCCUGAACGACACGGGGGAGCAGCAUCCAAUGAGGUUAGGGAGGCGGAGAACGGCUUUGUUUACAGUCAGAAAGAGCGGACUGCUCAAAAAACUCAACUUUAUUUGUAAAGCACUUUAAAACAACCACAGCUGAACAAAGUGCUGUACAUAAAUAGACAAAACAACGCAGACAUGAAAAACAUUAAAAAAAUAAUUUAAACAAUGGAUAAAAUAAAAACAGAUAUUAAAAAGUAAAAUAUGGUGUCAAUGUUUUUACAAACCAAUUUGAAAAACUAUACUAACACAUAACUUAGAACAAACUAUAAAACACUAAAACAGGAGCCGAGUCUCAUGCAGGGUUGAAAGACAAAUAAAAAUGGGUUUUAAGACGAGUUUUAAAAAUGGACAGUGUGGAGGCUUGUCUGAUUUGGAGGGGUCGCUCGUUGCAUAACUUUGGGGUCACAACAGAAAAAGAUCUAUCCCCUCUGAGCUUCAGUUUGGACCUCAGUACCUCCAAGAGCAGCUGAUCAGCUCACCUGUAAAAUGUUGACUUUAGAGACAAUAACAAAAUACAGCGAUAUCGUGAUAUUACUAGAUAUCAAUAACUAAUAACUAUUGACUGAUAUUAAAGAUUUUUUUGUAAAUACACCACAAAAAAAAGAGGCUUCUCUAACAAAAUCCUGCCUUUAAACGGUUAGAAUGAAAAAAUGACUCAGAGUCCGUUUUUCUUUAAUUUGGUCCAACUUUAUUGGUUAUUUCUCUGAACUGAAAGUGUGUUUGGAAACUCUGCAGUGUGGACUCCCAGGUGAUCCUGAGUCGAUGUUGGUGUUGAUGGACAAGGAGAGCUGCUUCAGGGACGACAAACUGAAAACCUUCAGGGACAUUUUUCCAGAGUGUUUGUUUGUUUUUUGUUUUGUUUUUUGUUUGUUUUGUUUUUUUGCAGAUUAAAGUAAAACGGCGUAAAUGAACUUCUGCUCCUCCUCUCUGUGUGUGUGAAGGCCUCACUGAUGCUGAUUAUACUUUGUGGAAGACUCAAGAAGCCGCUCUGCCGCAGCGCCUUUCAAUUUCCAACCGUUGAGGUCAGACCUCAGGAUAAACUCGCUAAAUAUGCGUGACGGUGUUCCUGUGCUGUCAGUGAUGAGAAUGUUUUACAGUGAGCUCUGUGACUCGGGGAGAGGGCGGGGGCGUUCAAGAAGCGAAAAAAAACAAUCAGCACAGCUUUACAAAUGUACAGUAACAGUCUACCAAGCCGAAGGAUUCACACAGCGACGACUGCAAGCUGCUUUGGAAACACAGAGAGGUCGGAGCCCGGCCUCUUUCACCAUGCAACACUUAGUUUGUUUUUUUCUGACACAUGAUUCAACUUAAGUGUGUGAGGAUGAUGGAAGCCGUGAGGAAUGAGGAUCCUUUUCCAGACCCGGCAGGCCCGUCGCCCCGCCUGAUCGCAGCUCGCUUUGAUUCCUCGUCGGCCACAGAGCAGCUACAUUCCUCGGAUUUGCUCGAACAUUCAGUGAGAGAAAAAAAAAAAACACAACAAUGGUUUCACCCACAGGCUCCACGACACAAUGAAACCUCUCACACACACUCACACACACACUCACAGAGCAUCACUGUAGCUACAAAAACUGUAAGCAGACUCAAAGUGAGAGAUAAUGUCAGCUGUGCGGUGUAAACUUUGACCCACUCUGAAUGUUUUUCUCCUUCCAUUGAGUGCAAAAAAAGAACAAAACUCCCUGAUCGAGUCUGAAGUAACAAAAAAAGUUUCACAACGAAUAAAAAAAGUGCCACCAGGUGUCUGCAUAUGUGCGAAAGUAAUGCUAUGGCACAAAACCACUUUGUCACAACCAUUAAAACUCAUUUUUUUAUAAAGUCUACCUGCUUUAAGAGCUUAAAGAUGACACACAUUAACCAUUUACCAUGCUGAUGAUGCUUGAAGAGCUCCAUGUUUUUAGAUACAGUACAGGUUUAGCUUUCAAACAUCGCAGGUCGUAGAUAUUGUUUCCUAUAAACAGCACUAAAAUUUUAAAGAACAGAACAAUCAUCACAAAUGCAGAAGAAGGGUCUCAGAUUAGGAUAUAUGUUGAAAAUCACACAGGCCCGGCUGUUCAAAACUCUCUAAUCUCAGAACUCUAAAACCAAAGUCGGAAUUCCAAGAUCAAAGUCAGAAUUCCGAGAUGAAAGUAGGAAUUCUGAGAUCAAAGUCAGAAUUCUGAGAUCAAAGUAGGAAUUCCGAGAUCAAAGUCAGAAUUUCAAGAUCAAAGUCAGAAUUCCGAAAUCAAAGUCAGAAUUUCGAGAUCAAAGUCAGAAUUCCGAAAUCAAAGUAGGAAUUUUGAGAUCAAAGUCAGAAUUCCAAGAUCAAAGUUAGAAUUCAAUAUUCUCAGAAUUUUAAAAUCGAAGUAGCAAUUC